Molecule: messenger RNA, 5688 nt
Organism: Magallana angulata
Lineage: Eukaryota; Metazoa; Mollusca; Bivalvia; Ostreida; Ostreidae
Exons: 4
Coding region: 1230-2603 (457 amino acids)
Biological process (GO): DNA recombination; DNA integration
Molecular function (GO): DNA binding
Source: RefSeq, a predicted model, not a curated record
UAGUUUAUGCAUGUUGACCACUUUAUUUGUAUGUUUUGUUUACCACGUGGUAUUGUUUUCCACUACUGUGUAUUUUUAGUUUAGGCAUGCGCACUGGCAAGUUAUGCAUAUUAGCUAGUCUGCGCAUGCGUAGUCAUUGUUCAUUUUGUAAACAUCCAUGAUUGUCCACGGUUUGUGAAAGAAGAUGUUUACAUGAAUUACGACCCCGUCCGUCCAAUUUUACGAUAUUCUGCGACUUCAACAAUUCACUAACGGGGCCUGGUGUGUGUUUUCAUAGGUAACGUUAUCUAUAUCUCGUUUUUUAGCGAAUUAUCAAGGCUUCAUGGUACUCCAGGAGUGAUUUUCGCGCGGUUCAAAAUGGCGCCAGUGACACUCCAGUCAUAACAUUGUUGCCCAUCGAUGUCAAAGUUAUUGUGUGCGAUGUACCAGAGACGUGGAUGUGAUUUAUUAUACAGCAGUUUGAACUUGUGUAUAUUUGCGUGUAAUGGGUGAAAAUAUCUGUGUCAACUUUUUCUAUUGUUUAUUUCAUAAUGUCAACAUUGAUAGUGGGCGAUUCGCAUGUGAAAAGACUCAAAACAUUUUUAGGUUAACGUCGUUCCGCUAAUUUUGUGUUUAAUAUAUAUGAACUCAAAGAGGUGAACUAUUUCGGUAUAAGUCGAGGACUUGUGAACAAUGGUCACCAUCUAUCCCUUAUUACAUCUGCAGUGCGAGGGUGUAGACCUAAGCACCUAAUUGUUUUCAUUGGAGGCAAUGAUUUGGACUCGAGUGAACUAGAUUUUAGUUUGAAAUGUAUUGUUUCUAAAUUGACUGCCUAUGUGACUCAACUUAAAAGGUGUUUCCAUUUAAAGUCUGUUACCGUGCUUUGUUUUCUCCCUAAAGAAGUGACUAGAACUAUAGGCUGUCUUAUUUAUAAUCAACGAGUCAAAAAAGCUAAUAGACUUCUUAAGCAAUUUUGCGCUUGUCACACAGUAACAUUUUAGAAGCUGAGAGGAUUCGCGGAAAGUCAGAAACCAGUUUUAUGCGACGGGGUUCAUCUUAAUGACUUGGGGUUCCAUAAACUGUUUAGACAGAUCAGAGGUGUCCUAUUAAUUCAGCUAAGACAGGAACCCAAGCCUAGUCCUUCUGUAAACAGCAAUGACGACAGGGGCUUCUAGCUUUCAAAGCAUCCAGAUGAAUCUGAAGAUAAGACUUUGCAUCACUUGUUAUAAUUUGUUUGGACACAGAUUUAGAUGGCAUCCACACCAAAACGCAGGAGGCGGAACAAGGCAGCCUCGAAUCCUCCCACAGAAACCCAACCUCAAAGCGGUCUUAUGUCUCAUGAGGACAUGGAAACGAUGAUAAGGACGUGUAUGGCCUCUAUCAUCCCAACCAUCGAAGAUACUUUUCGACGCUAUAUGGAUGAAUAUCACCAUGUUGAGAACAAUCCUUCAUCGUCAAUCCCCAUGCAGACUGCAACUUCACAACAGCAAUCAGCCGACACACAACAAGCCUCUUCACAAGCAGUAACACCUUACCAUUCCCUACUGCAAGAGAUAACUUCUCAAGGUAUGCAGUUGCUUAAUCAGAAUACUGAAGGGGAUUCACGCUCGGCAACUGGUUUAACAUUGGGUGUAGAUUCCAAAAUUAGGGCAAAAAUCCACGCCAAACAGUUCAUCAAAUGUGCUGUCCUGUUGCCAAAUGAUUUUGAUCAUGAAGAGACAAACAAGUAUGAAUCAGUUGAUAGAAAUGGUGAAAUAAUUCAAAGCCCGCUUUCCACAUAUGGACAUCGAGCCAACUCCAGUUCCUCCAGCAUUAGUGCGGAUUUGACUGAAACAGCCAAUUUUUUAGUCCGCAACUCUCUGUCUGAAUCAACAUUAUCAGCUUACAAAUCAGCUUAUUUAACCUACAACUUUUUUAUUGAACAAUCUUUUCAAUAUAACGCAUCCCCUCUACCACCCUAUGUUCAUCACCUGUCUACAUUUAUUGCACAUUGCUACCUGAAAGGAUUUGCCGCAUCCACUACUUCAACACUGGUUUCGUCACUUAGUUUUAUUUUACAACUUGGUAACUCCACAGAUAUUACACAACAUUUCAGCAUUCGUAAAAUGCUUCAGGGAUUCCGGAAAUCGAAACCAUCAUCUGACUCACGGCUACCUAUAACCCCAACAAUUCUGAAGAAAAUAAUUCAUGCUUUGGAGUUUAGUACCACAUCAGCUUUUACUAAAUCCCUCUUCCGGGCCAUGUUUACCUUAGCAUUAAGUACUUUUUUACGAGUAGGAGAGCUUACCAAAACAAAUGCUCCAACCCAGCAUUUCCUUCUUUUUGGAAAUAUCACGUUAGGAUCCGAUAGUCCAUGCAAUAGGUAUAUAGAUAUAAAUAUACCUCACUUUAAGCAUUCUAAAGCAAACACAACUACUCUACGCCUGCAGCAAAACACGACGGAUCCUUUAGUUUGCCCAUGCCAAGCACUUCUACAUUACCUAAAUCUUAGGAAACAUUCCUCACCAUCAGAGCCGUUAUUUUCCUUAAUGGAUGGUUCGCCCAUCUCGCGUCAAUACUUCACACAGCAACUGCGUUCGGCUUUAGCUUUUUGUAAUUUUGGACUUGCAUCUUUACAAAGCUAAUAGCUUCCGCAUUGGGGCUGCUACUACAGCUGCCUCUUAGAGGUUUUCGAAAUUACAAAUUCAGGGCAUGGGUAGAUGGAAGUCUGGUGCUUUUAAAAAGUACAUUAGAAUCCCAACACUUAAGUUUUGAUUGACAUUCGUUUGAGUUUUGACAGUUGCAUGUGACAGUGAAGACAGGGGGUUCACGAUCCUUUUUUCUAGCAACCAUUAGACAGGGGCUACUGGUUGUGUUUUGAAUAUCUUUGCCAUUAUCUUACUUUGAGUCAGGGGCACAAAGAGUCAAUUUGCUGGUACAUGUUUUGUCUUUUGUAACAAUAGUCUUUAUGUUGUAACCUUUUUAGUUUAUAGUUAAUAGCAACCAUUAGACAGGAGCUACUGGUUGUCUUUUUGACUUAUCUUACUUUUAGUCGGGGACUAAAACACUCAAAUUUGCUUGUACAUGUAUGCCUUUUCUAAAAAUAGUCGUUAUGUUGAAGGGUGUUCCAUUUUCCACAAAUUAGUUAUUUUGUUAUAACUUGGUACACUUUUUCUUAAUCAUGCACUGACAUUUCUGUUCAACUGCAAUGUGGUUUUUGGAUAUGGGGCGUUAACAAGAUUGUCUAUAUUCAUAUAUAUACGGGUAUAUAAACCUAUCGAUUAGUGAUAUAGCCUAUCUUGUUAAGGUGGCAGAUGAACACCCCAUAUCUUUACUUAUAUACCAGGUACUUUAUUAUCUAUUCCUGCCAAAGGUCUAAAACUUUUACUAGUCUCAAUCUCAGGAUACUUUGUGAUAUUUUCAAGGUUUUAUGUAUGAAUAUUGUUCUUCGAGUUUUAUGUCAUUUAUAGGAGGAAAUGCCUAUUUUCUACUUGUCACAUCACAUCACUUAUUCUUCAUUUCGUAUUAUCGUAUAUUGUGACUUUGACUAUGGCAUUAUGUUUCAUGCAACUGUUAUGCUAUGUAUUCUUCAAUAAAUGACCUGUUUUUUUUCUUUACGAAAGAGUUGAGUUUUGCUACGUAAUAUGAUAGAUGUGAUCAGGCAGGCAUAAAACAAAUUUAUGUCCAUAAAUAGUUUUUGCAUGUUGACCACUUUAUUUGUAUGUUUUGUUUACCACGUGGUAUUGAUUUCCACUACUGUGUAUUUUUAGUUUAGGCAUGCGCACUGGCAAGUUAUGCAUAUGAGCUAGUCUGCGCAUGAGUAGUAAUUGUUCAUUUUGUAAACAUCCAUGAUUGUCCACGGUUUGCCACCACCCUGCCCUCCACUUUUUUAUUGUACAUCAUUUGUAAGGCAGAUGAACACCCCAUAUCUUUACUUAUAUACCAGGUGCUUUAUUAUCUAUUCCUGCCAAAGGUCUAAACCUUUUACUAGUCUCAAUCUCAGGAUACUUUGUGAUAUUUUCAAGGUUUUAUGUAUUAAUAUUGUUCUUCGAGUUUUAUGUCAUUCAUUGUCAGGAUACUUUGUGAUAUUCUCAAGGUUUUAUGUAUGAAUAUUGUUCUUCGAGUUUUAUGUCAUUUAUUUAAGGAAAUGCCUAUUUUCUACUUGUCACAUCACAUCACUUAUUCUUCAUUUCGUAUUAUAUUAUAUUGUGACUUUGACUAUGGCAUUCUGUUUCAUGCAACUUUUAUGCUAUGUAUUCUUCAAUAGAUGACCUGUUUUAUUCUUUAUGAAAGAGUUGAGUUUUGCUACGUAAUAGUAUUGAUGUGAGCAGGCAGGCAUACACAAGCUUUACAAGCCAUAAAGCUUUUGAAUGAUUUUUUGUUCAAUUACAUUGUAGGUUUAUAUCUCACUCAACACGUUUUUCUUAACUCUCCCCAAUUUAUCUAUUAAAGGAAAAAUAUAUACUGUUACAAAAAUUUAGAUUCUCUUUAUUUUAUUUUUAACAUCAAUGUACAUUUUUUAAAUACGUCAAAAGUGUAGUUUAUUUAGACUAGUUAUGUUCAUCAAUUAGUUAUGCCUUUUAAAACUUUUCUAUCAAGCGUAAUUAUUUAAGUAAUUAAAAUCAGCAUUGUUGUUUUUGAAUAAGAGAUAAAUAUCACCUGGUCUAUUGUUGCGUUACAUACAAUAUUAUUUGCAUUCUAUUUCAUUUCCUUCUGCAGCAUUCAAAAACAAUAUAGUUUUAUUGAAAGUAUCAAUUACUGUUCAAAUUUCUAUUUUUCUUCAAUCGUCCAGGACCUAUGGACUGUAAAAUGAAAAUGUAUUAUAUGCUAUGAGACAUUGCUUUUGUGCCGACGGAAUGGCCUCAAAGAUAGUCCUGCCAAGUCACAAAUCAUACCAGAUUCCGAUGGUAAUGAUUUAUUAAAAGUGCAUCCCAAAAAAAAGUUUUAUAAUCAUUUUUGCAAAUGAUAAUUCAGUCUGGAAAAAGUCUGUCAAGGACAAUUUUGAUCAGAUGACUUGAGAAAAAUAUAAAUCAAUAUUUUUGUGUAAUUUGUUUGUUGUUGUUGUUUGUUAGUUUGGUGGAUUUUUUUUUUUUGUUUGGUUUUUGUUUUUGUUUUUUUGGAGGGGGGGGGGCAGGCAUUGCAUUCACUUGACACUAUUUAUUCAAGGAUCACUUCCAGUGUAACGUGUGAACAUUUAAGUGGCGUGCACUUUAGAGUAAAGUAUCUUUCCGGUAUUGUUUUAGUAGUGGAAUAUAACGUUUAUGAAUGAGUUUAACUGUAACUGUGUCGUUUUCUCCCUAGAAUUAAAAAAAAGUGGAGCAAUGUUAUUCUCAAUGACUAUUUUUAUUGAGAAAUUAUAAUGUUUCUAUAUAUAUGUUAUACACUCUACAUUGACAUUAUUCUUAUUUAUUUACUUAUAUAUAACACCUCGGACUCUUCGUUUUCAUAAACAUUUCUUUUUGGUUAGCUCAACACUUGACUGAAGCUACUCUGUGUUUGCCAUGUUAUAUGAGCUAAUGCAACAGUGUCCCAGUGUGCAACAGUUAAAUUUAUGUUCGAAAUAACAAUGUCCCACAGCGAAUUUUGUUGAUAUUUAUCGCCGUAAAUAUUGUUCUACAGUAAGGUCAAGCAUAUCUUUUACAACAUACGCAGUCGUAAAACACAGCAUUGAAAUCGUAUAGCUAUCAUCGGAAUCCCAUACCAUAGCAUACAAUCUCAUUCACAUUGCAG